AUGGCUUCUCGCAUGUCCUUCCAGCCCGGGCGCUUCGUCGCUUCGGCCUCAAGACUUAAUCUUUUCACGUCCUCUUCUCUGGCUUCUCGAAGCGGCCGUUUCUAUUCUUCACAACCGCCAAAGCCCCGUCGUAAUGACGAGGUCAAGUUCUGGCCUUUCGUGGUCGUCAUUUUGGUGGGAACAGGAGGCUAUGUUGCCCUUGUCAAUCGACGCAAUGGACGGAUACACAACCCAGAUCCUCACAAAAAGUUCACGUCAUCAUUCUAA
Messenger RNA from Fusarium fujikuroi IMI 58289, 267 nucleotides. RefSeq lists its product as uncharacterized. The transcript has 2 exons. The record is from RefSeq and is a predicted model, not a curated record. The coding region runs from base 1 to 267 and encodes 88 amino acids. NCBI's taxonomy places the organism in Eukaryota, Fungi, Ascomycota, Sordariomycetes, Hypocreales, Nectriaceae.